AGGGCUUGGUCUGUUUUACGACAGAUGCUUGAUGCAAAGGCCUUGCCUUAUGGUGAGCAUGUUGGGUAUCUCAGAAGUAGGUUAUGUAAAUUGGAUAGUGCUAGAGAUGCCUAUGCUGUUUAUGUGGUGGCAAAGGAAAAAAACACGUACACAGCUCAGUCUUAUGUUAAACUACUGGUCACCUCACUCUGUAAGAAGGAUCGAACCGUAAAUUUAGCAUUGAAAGUGUUGGGUGAUUUCUCAGGAGUAGCAAGGAUGUAUGCAAUAAAGCCAUUUUCAGCUAUCAUCCGUAGUUUAUGCAGGGUGAGAGUUGUUGACGAGGCAGCAACAUUACUUGUGCAGAUGAUUUCUCAAGGUCUGCCUCCUGAAAAUGCACAUUUCAAUUCAAUUAUAUUUGGUUAUUAUUCCAAAGCUAGAUGUAUGAAGAGGGCAGAGAAGGUAAUAGAAUUCAUCAAGACUGGGGAACUAAAGCCAGAUGUUUAUGCCUCAGUUGUCAUAAGUGGUUGUGCAAAUGGUGGUCAGAUGGAUAUGAGGCUUGCAAAAUGUUAUCAGAAACCAACAAAAAGCACCCUAAGCUGAGCCCCGUGACCUAUCAUGCACUAAUCCGCGGGUAUUGUAAACUGAAAGAGUUUGACAAGGCUUUGAAUUUGUUAGAUCAGUUGAAAGAUUGUGGAGUCAAAAAUGUUGAUGAGUACAAUGAGUUGAUUGAAUCUCUUUGCUUAAAGGCUUUAUAUAUUGGACAAUAGCUAAUAAAAUGCUGCAGGACUU
Rubroshorea leprosula is the source of this 768-nucleotide messenger RNA. Lineage: Eukaryota; Viridiplantae; Streptophyta; Magnoliopsida; Malvales; Dipterocarpaceae. The record is from the annotation of a GenBank genome assembly.